UUGUGUAUUUGUGUAUGUAGGCCAGAUGGAAAAUUAUACGUACAACAGUCUCACUCUACAAAUCGAGGGGUUAGAGAUCACCAAGACUAACAAGUACACAAUCUCUAUCUUUCUGCUUUCAAGCUAUGUGUUCAUCCUAAUAGCCAAUGUUGGCAUUGUUAUCUUGAUAUGGAAAGAAAGAAGCCUUCACCAGCCGAUGUAUCUCCUCUUCUGCAACCUGUCGAUUAAUGAUGUUAUGGGAAACUCUGCGCUGAUUCCACGGGUGAUUGCAGACAUCCAUGUGUCUCCUUCUCAGCGUCUUAUUCACUACUAUGACUGUCUGUUACAAGCUUUUAUUGCACACAUGUUUGGCACCAAUGCACAUACUGUGCUCAUGAUUAUGGCGUUUGACAGGUAUGUGGCUAUCUGCAAUCCACUGCGCUAUUCAAUCAUUAUGAAUGACAAAAUGGUGCUUAAGCUGACAGUUUCUGCCUGGGGAGUGGCCUUUGUUUUGGUUGGGAUUCUUCUUGGUCUGACCAUACGGCUGAACCGAUGCAGGACGCUAAUUAGGAAUUCUUACUGUGACAAUGCCUCCUUGUUUAAACUCUCCUGUGAGAAUGUGUUCAUUAAUAAUGUUUAUGGCCUCACUUUCACUGUAGUGCUGCUAUCGUCCUCUAUUGGCAGCAUAAUUCUCACCUAUUCUAAAAUCACAGCAGCCUGUCUGACUAAUAAAAGCAAAUCUUUAAACAGUAAAGCCCUAAAGACCUGCAGCACUCACCUGUGCCUGUAUUUGAUCAUGCUUAUCACAGGGUUCAUCCCCAUCACCCUUCACCGUUUCCCUCAAUAUACAGAGUAUAGGAAGAUUUCAGCCAUUCUAUUUAAUGUUGUUCCCAGCAGUUUUAACACUGUCAUCUACGUGCUGCAGUCGAAAGAAAUACACAAGUGUUUGCUAAAUAUAUUCCAUCCUAAAUAA
Messenger RNA from Larimichthys crocea (large yellow croaker), 952 nucleotides. Its product is annotated as olfactory receptor 52D1-like. The record is from RefSeq and is a predicted model, not a curated record. Gene Ontology annotation, biological process: detection of chemical stimulus involved in sensory perception of smell; G protein-coupled receptor signaling pathway. Gene Ontology annotation, cellular component: membrane. The transcript has a single exon. Lineage: Eukaryota; Metazoa; Chordata; Actinopteri; Sciaenidae. Gene Ontology annotation, molecular function: odorant binding; olfactory receptor activity. The coding region runs from base 26 to 952 and encodes 308 amino acids.